This is a messenger RNA of Caenorhabditis angaria, 729 nucleotides long. The record is from the annotation of a GenBank genome assembly. Lineage: Eukaryota; Metazoa; Nematoda; Chromadorea; Rhabditida; Rhabditidae.
AUGAAGUUUGUUCUGAUUUUCCUAUUGGCAACAGUUGUAUCAGCUGGAUUUUGGGAUACGAUAGUCGAAAAAGGUUGGUUUACCAUCAUUUUAAGAUUUUCUAAAUUUUCUAGUAGUAUUAUAAUUGACUAAUUACUUACAGUAUCCGGAGCUGCUGAUACCGUCGGAGAUGCUGCUUCAGAUACCUGGAACAAAACUAAAGAUGUUGCAUCGGAUGCAGCUGAUACACUUCACGAAACAGCAUCUGACACUUGGAACAAAACCAAGGAUUUUGCAUCUGACACAGCUGGAACACUUCACAGCGCUGCUUCCGAUACUUGGAAUCAGACAAAAGAUCUAGCAUCUGACGGAUUCCAAGGAGCUAAAUCAAUCGCAUCAUCAACUUGGAACCAAACGAAAGAUCUGGCUUCUGAUGGUUUCCAAAGCGCCAAAUCAGCUUGGAAUACAACAAAAGAUUUGGCAUCUGACGGAGCAGAUCUUGCAUCAAAUAGUUGGGGAGAUGCAAAAGAUCUAGCAUCUGGAACAUGGAACAAGACCAAGGAAUUCGCGUCGAGUGGAGCUGACGCGGUUGAGGAUGCGAUUUCCCGCGCAAAAAGAGGAUUUGUAGAUCAAGCUGAGCAAUAUGCUGGAAAUGCUCUGGAUACCAUUGAAAAAGAUGCAGUGAUUGGAAAAAAUGAAGUUGUGACAACUGAGGAAGGAUUAUUUGAUAAAAUAAAGAAUGCUCUUUGA